GUUAAAAAUAAAAAAUUUAACAAUAGACUAAUGCAUGGUAUCUAAUGGGCUAACCGCUAACCAUAAAAUAAAAGAGUUGAAUGAGCCUGACCUACAUGGGAUUUGGUCAUCAAGUAAAACAAAUGAACAUCAUGGGUUUGCCAUUCUAAAACAAGCUAUUUUCUCUGGCAUAAUAUAUAUUAUGCUAUUAUUUUAUAUCUUAGUGGCUAAAAUAUAAUGUAUUUUAAAGUUAUUCAAUGGUUCAACCUCGACCAACCCAAUUAGUCCAAUUUUUAUCAUUUCAAAUAUAUAUUUUAUAAUUAUUUGACAUCAUAAUGAUCAAAUUAUAGUAUAUUUUAUAGGGAAUCGUUUGGUAUUUGUUAGUAAAAAACUAAACAUAAAAAUCUAUUUGGUUAUUUUAAACAUUAAAACGAUCCUCAACAUUUUCAGUUCCUUUUGAAUUUAUAUGGUUUUAUUCCCGAAUAAGUGAUGUGCAAAUGGCGAAUUGUAGUCGUCUUUUUUCUUUCACUAUUUUUUAUUUUCAAAUAGAAAGUUUAAAAGUAAAGAAUAAUUAGAAUUUGGCAUGGGUCGGUCAAACAUGUUGAAUUUCAAGUUUUGGCCCAUUUGUUUUAUGCAUUACAAAUUUAUUAGCAUGUUGAUGGAAAUGGCUUGGAAAAAAGACAUAUAAGUUGUAUCUUUGCAUAAAUGUCCUCAAAUGUUUGAAUGCUUUGUGAAUCAGGUUCUGUGACUUUUGUGAUGGUGUAUGUGCUUGACGAUUGCUCGAUGUUGUAACUACUUAAUUUAAGAGUAAAUCUUUUGAUUUUCCCUAUGAGUUGUGAUACCAGUUCUGGUGGUUGCAGCAUGUUGUCGUUGUUGGCCUGUAAAAGUUGUUUCGCCGUGAUGCUAAAUAUCUUUCUUUCUUUUUUAACAAAUUGUGUAGUAGUGCUAUGAAACAGACCACCCAUGAAUGCUACGCUUAUUAUGGUAUGUUCUUACUUCCGGUGGUGAGAAAUUGUGAAUUGAGAAUCAUAUUCGCCUACCGCACUAUGUCUGGUUGGUGGCUACUUACUGUGCUCUCUAGAGUUAUGAAACAGACUACCCAUGAACUUUACCCUUAAGAGUCCAUAACUUUGCGAAAAACCAAAUAUAGGCAAUCAAAGGUGGUGGAUGUGUGAUGAUUUUUUAUGGCUUAAUUGUUUGUAAAUUAGAUAUCUGAUCUUUGUAUGAUUAGAGGGGAUGUUUGCUUAAUAGAAUAAUCCAUUUUAAUUCAUGUUUAUUUUUAACAUGAACUUUAGUAGCUCAAAACCUUCGAGACACAUAUCACCUACUGCAUUGUAUCAUUUUGCCUGGGUGCUUGCUGUGUUGUCAAACUUCUUUGCUGCUGAUGCAUUUACACUAACAGGGGAGUUAAGAACCCAUGAAUGUUUCCGUUUGACACAAACAAGAGGACUUACUUCUAAAUCGUGCACUAAAGAUGAUUGGAGGAAACAUCUCUGUUGCAGUUGAUACACUGGAGACCAUAACAAAAGCAACGUAUAACAUCAAAACCAACCAUCUGAACUAUUAGCAUUGUUGCUUUACUCUUUUUUCGUGGUUGAGUCUCCUUCAGAAAAUUUAGUUUGAUUUUAUAAAAUUUUGCUUCUGCAGUCUUGUCUUGCCACCAACGCGUUCAGUAGAUGGAGAUGGCAGAGGCGAAGGCUAUUUUGUGUUGUUGUUGCUGGUUUAGGGAUCGGUUUGUGAAGAAGAAGGAGAAGAGAGGGGGAAAGGGAAAUGCAUGAGAGGGGGAUAACUCUUUUCUCCGACAAAAAUUGAGUGAAGAAAAGAAUUAUGAUCAGUAAGGAUAUGGUUAUCUUACAUAACUGUGUCUAUUCUGUUUGAAUUGAGCUUGGGAGGUAGUGAUAAGGACGAGCUGCAACCAAUUCAUAGUGAUAAGAGUGCUAUUAACUGUGAUCAUGUCUUAUUUCAAGUUAGAAGGUAGUUUCAGUAUAGGAAUUAUUUAAUUUGACAAGUUGUUUCGUCCAUGAUUCUUGGUAGUUUCAGUGCCAUUCUAGCCAUUGUUUAGUCUGUAAUUUUUGAGAAUUGAUGUGCGAGUAAUGACUUUCACUUAGCUUCAACUAUUAUGUGUGUAUUUAUUGGCAUGUGAUAGAAUUCUCUUUUUCCUUUUCUUUGAAUUCAGUUUCAUACUCUAAUUGUAUCAUUUGUACAUAGGCAAAUCAUGCUCGAGAUGACAACUCGCUGAUAUGGCUGGUGCAAGGAAUGAAGCCAUCAUUAAAAUUCAGACCGACAACGGGGAGGGAUGCCCAGGACUAAUUCAAUGAUGAUUGAUGAUGGUAUGAUAAAAACUGCCGUCUGCAUCAGCACCAAUUUCUAGGCCUAAGUAAAGUUAUUCAACCCAGAACUCUGCUUAGCGCUAAAAAUUGCCCUCACCCAACCUUUAUCCUGUUUGACCCACUUCUGAAGAGUCAAGAUAUAUUACUAAUUCUCUCCGUUUGUAUUUUCUUAUUGACUCUUUCUGACCCUUUAGGUUGGGGCGGGUCGGGAAGAAUCGGAUUAGUGGGCCGGUCUUAAUCAAGUGGAAUCCCAAUCUCUUCACUCUCACUUGCUUUCUCUCCCAUUCCACAAGUGGGUAACAUACAGUAAUCCGGCCAACGGGCCGGGUAAUAAGCUAGUUCCAUAUAAUCCUCGGCUUCAAUCACUCCCAUUAUGUCGUAAUGACAUUUUAUCUUCUGAAACCCAGGCCCUUUAACACAUUUCUACUGAUGAGCCCAGCUCGCAAUCAGAAGGGCCAUCGGCCCAACAGAGUCCCAAACGAUAAUUUCAUAAUUCCCAGUCCAGUCUGCAAAACCCUAGAUCGGCCCCUGAUUUAAUCUCAUAACACCAAUUCACCUCCCAUAUAGCAGCUGCGCCACCAAACAGCCUCGCUUCCCCCUUUCUCCCAAACCCUACAAUCCCCGACAGCCGCCGCAACCAUGCCGCCGAAGUUCGAUCCCUCUCAGGUGGUGGAUGUCUUCGUCCGAGUGACCGGCGGUGAGGUCGGAGCAGCAUCCUCCCUCGCUCCCAAGAUCGGUCCGCUGGGUCUGUCACCGAAGAAGAUUGGUGAGGACAUCGCCAAGGAGACCGCUAAGGACUGGAAGGGAUUGCGCGUCACCGUCAAGCUCACAGUCCAGAACCGUCAGGCGAAGGUGACGGUGGUGCCGUCGGCUGCUGCUCUUGUCAUCAAGGCCCUGAAGGAGCCGGAGCGUGACAGGAAGAAGACGAAGAACAUCAAGCACAACGGGAACAUCUCGCUUGAUGAUGUGAUCGAGAUUGCUAAGGUCAUGAGCCCUCGAUCCAUGGCGAAGGAUUUGAGCGGAACGGUGAAGGAGAUCCUGGGGACUUGCGUCUCCGUGGGUUGUACUGUCGAUGGGAAGGACCCGAAGGAUCUCCAGCAGGAGAUUACCGACGGUGAUGUUGAGAUUCCCUCUGAGUAAAAAGGUUCUAUUCGAGAGCAGGAAAUGAAACUUUUAUGUUCGUCUCCUUUUUGCUCCCCCCUGUUUUAUUUGUUAGUGUUUUCACUUUGUGAAAUGUUACUACUCUCAGUUUUGGAUUGUGAAAGGAGUUGAAACUUGAAAGGUUUAGACGAAUACCGUGAAUUUAUCUGAAUGCUGGAUCAAUGGGUAGUUCAUUCUCUGGUUUCUAACUUGGUGCUUGAUGAUGUGAAUGGAGGUUCUAUUUGAGGUAAUUGUGUUGUUACUUGUUUGCUAUUGGGGUUGGAGAUCUUUGCCAUUAAGCAUUGCUAUUUGGUUGCAAGCUCAGUUCUGAUUCUUAUUUUGGGUUGUCUCUGAUUGCUUUCGUGUCUCUGGUAAUAGGGUCAUAAUAUGAUGUAAUUCACUGAUCUCAUUCAUGGAACCAACCCAUAUAAUGGAUUUAGUUGCUUGAAGGGUAGUAGGUAUGUGUUACCGUUCGACAGCGGUGGAUGAUGCUCGGUACUAAAAUUUGGAUCUUGGUCCCGGAGACUGUUGUAAUUUGUUCAUGAGGGAAUUGUUUUCUGUAGGAUUCAACUUCAGCUAAGAAUGUCUAUUGUAGAAUUGGCUAAGUUUUGUGUCUUUUAAAAGUAGUUUUAUUAGCCUGCCAUGUAUGGGAUAUUAGUAAGCUUAUGGAGUCUUGGCUGAAGACUCUUGCAGCCUUGACUUAUGUUUUAGGUUUCUGGUGCAGUUGGAUGGUCGUGUGUUUGUACAGGAGGGAGACAACAGACAAGCUCUGUUUUGUUGCUUGGUUAAGCACUUGGCAGAAUCCCUUUGCUGUUAAUGAAAUGUUGGUUACGUAAACUGAGCAAGGAGAUGCUGUUUUUAGUCUCGGGAAAUAAACUGUAGAGGUUGAAUACUUUCUGGUCCGUUCAUGGAAUGUGAUUAGAUUGUUGUCCAUGGCUGUGACUUGUCAUUGGGGUCGUGUGCUUGCUGUAUUAUGGGAGCAAGGCGCAGGGCUUGUAAUGAAGAGACAGUACUCAUGGGGCAAAUUGUGUAUUCUUCUGGGCCUAGCGAAAUGUUACAGCUGGGCAUGAAAACGAGAAAAGCAAGCAACUGGCUGGGCUUCCUCCUCCGGCUGCUGCAACUAGCUAGUAUCGUCCUUUGACGCGUAUGGUGUGAUGUAUAGUACUGCUGUGGUUGUCUUUGCCUUGGCCGUCGCUUAGUGUAAUAUAUCUGUGAACAGUACACAAACAAACGAGCACACAGACACACGGUUUUGUAACAUUUGGUUGGCUUAUCGGGUCGGGUUGGGUAAUUUCGGGUUAGGAACUUCGGUUAUGGUUCGGGUUAUAUUUGGUUGGUUUAUUUUGGGUGAAAUAUUGACCCAAUCCAUUCGGUUUCGGGUCGGGUUACAGGUCAUUUCGGGUUAUGAGCGUUCUCAGAAACAAUAUCAAACAUGUUUCAUAUUUUCUUAACGAACACAAAUUUUCACAUAUGCAUAACAAUAGUUUACCUAACACAUGUCAAUUGAUAUAUUAUAUUCUCAAAUCCUCCCACGCUAAUGAUAUGAAAUAUAAAUUGCGCAAAUCGUCAAAAAAUAAUCACAAGAGUAAUACUACCACAAGAAACAUAUGAUAUUUGAUUAUCCUUAAAAUCCAAACAUGUCAUUCAAAUCUUUGUGAUUUUUUUAAACAUCUCACCACUUUAUGAGUGAUUUUAUCAUAUUUUUGGAGUACUAUAUUAAAUGGAACGGGUCUAACGAGUCGACCCGCUAAUCCACCCAACCCGACCCAAAAAAUCACGGGUUAUCGGGUUCGGGUCAUUCGGAUUUCGGGUUACAAAAAUCUCUAGUUUUCGGGCGGUUUCGGGUCGGGUCAACAAAUCGAGUUGUAAUUU
Messenger RNA from Linum trigynum, 5321 nucleotides. Lineage: Eukaryota; Viridiplantae; Streptophyta; Magnoliopsida; Malpighiales; Linaceae. The record is from the annotation of a GenBank genome assembly.